ACAAACAUGCACCAGUUUGGCUUCUCUAUAAAACAGAGCUAAACACUUGAAAAUAUCACUACGAGCAACUUCUUGGUAUUGAAUUGACAUGGCAAUGCAGAGCUAUUCAGCGCCUGAGGGUAUCCCGAUGCAGGACAAUAGAGCCUACACUGCCCAGUCAGUAACAGUGUCCAUGCCUGACCAAAAAAUCAGUGAUGAUAUAAUUUUCUCCACAUUCAGUCUUCACUUCUGUAACAUCUGCUGUCUUGGGUUUGGAGCCUUUUACAACUCAAUAAAGGCCAGGGACAGCAGAUUGCUGGGAGACUUCCCAAAGGCACGGUCUUACGGUGCCAAAGCUCGCUGCCUAAACAUUGCUGCCGUCAUUUUUGGUUCCAUCGUUAUGCUUAUCUUCCUCAUCAUCCUUGUCAAGGCAUAUAUUCUAGCCAUGUCAGCUUUGGAACAGAUUCGUGAUAAAUUAUUUUUAUUUUAUUUUAUUUUAUUUUAUUUUAUUUGUACCUGUGUUGCCUUUGGUUUUCUUAAUACCUUUCAUUAAAACAAAUCUGUUGAAACUUUUCUUUGUUUCUGUCUGUUCCUGUUUUUGUUGCUGUCUCAUAUAUAGUGAUAAAAAAAUAAAAUAAAAAAUAACAACCAAACAAAAAAAGGUGAUACUUUUUUCAGCAUUCUUUGACUAAUAAGUUAAAAAGAACAGCAUUUAUUCAAAAUCAUUUUGUAACAAAGUUUUUAUGAUCAUUUAAAAAAAACAAAAAAAAAAAACAAACAAACAAAAAACAAUUUAACGUAGACUCUAACGUACCAUAAAAUGGUUCUUUAGCUUGUAACAAUAACAGAACCCUUUCUGGUGCUAAAUAGAAACAUUUUAUAUGGUUCCAUAAAGAACCAUGCUUUGAAAAUGCUACAUAGGACCUUCACUAUAGUGGCUGCAUCCUAAACAGCUGAUUUGCUGCCUCACUUCCUUAUUAGGCAAUGACUUGGCAGGCAGUGUUUUUGCAUGAAGGCACCUCACAAAACUCACUUUGGACUGGCUUUUGAGGUUUAUAGAUCAACAACAAAAUAAAAGUUGUUUGGGUGAUAACUAAACAAAUAUUUAAUUAUUACAAUACUGAUUUCUCACGAGAAAUAACAUCAGAAGUGCAAAAAGUUAGUCAGAAAUAUACAUUUACACACAAACUGACCACCAAAUGCAACUUAUGCAACCAUCUUAAUUUUUUUUUUAGCUCAACCAUCACGGAACAGAUGGCAAAGGUACACACAUCCUUCACUCAAGUAGAAGUACAGAUACUCAUGUUUAAAGAUACUCUGGUAAAAGUAGAAAGUACUAACUACACUUUUUUACUUAAGUUAAAGUAAAGAAGUAUGGGCUCAGACAUGACUACAUAAAGUAUUCUUUACUACUACUUGUUUUAGUGUCAUGCUGGACCUCACAUCAUAUUGACAAAAUAACUUACUUUUAAAAUUUGUUAGGUAAUGAAUGUAUCAAGGCUAAACAACUACCAUGUUGAACCGGGCUGGACUGGGACAAAAUUUCAGGCCGGGAAAUCUCACACUCAUCCAGGCCAUCCCAUACACCCACAACAAAUUCUGAAACCAUGGACAACCGAAUCACAUUUAAAUAAAUGUUUAAAACCUUAGACUGGGGUUGUGCAAAAUAUGAAAAAGGCUCUCUCUUGAACUUCCAUUUUCCUUUUCAGUUUCUUCAUUUUUCAUUUUGCAUCUCAUUUUGUGUGUGUUUGCUUUUUCACUAAUUUUUUUGUACCUUUCACUUUUCCCAUCAGCCAUUCACUGUUAUGAGCAGAACUGUCUCCACCUUGUUGCAAAACAACCACCUCUUUAUAUUCUAUUUGCAGUAACAAUUUUAUUUGUUCAAUUUAAAGUAUCACAUUAUGACCAGGUGUUGAUGUUUUAUCUUAAAAUAGCUUAAACUAUAGAUUAUCUUUUCUAAAUUGCCUAAAUGUCAAAAUUAGUACAAUAAUGAUUACAUCAUGACAAUAACUUCACAGAAAAAUCCUAAUA
Messenger RNA from Labeo rohita (rohu), 2010 nucleotides. RefSeq names its product interferon-induced transmembrane protein 1-like. Lineage: Eukaryota; Metazoa; Chordata; Actinopteri; Cypriniformes; Cyprinidae. Gene Ontology annotation, cellular component: plasma membrane. The coding region runs from base 89 to 532 and encodes 147 amino acids. The transcript is spliced from 2 exons. The record is from RefSeq and is a predicted model, not a curated record.